AUGGCACCAAUUGUAAAGCUUGCCCUCACGCUUACACCAGUCAAUGAUACACUGACGUGGAUGAAACAUUUCAUUCAAACAACAACAGCGAGCCAACAUCAUGUGAAUGGCAAAGGCAUGUACCAAAGCCUGUCAGAUGGCGCAGCGUGGCUACACGGCUUUUUUGAGCGUCGGGAGGAUCUUGCAUCGCUACUUGAUAAGCAAGGAGGCAAAGACAAGGCAAAGUCGCGAAUUCAGGAAGUGUCAACAAGUAGAGCUCAAGAGGACUAUGUAUUUCUUGUGCGUAACUUUUGUUUCGAUCGAGCGUUUAUUAUAACGAUGAAUGGGCGGAUAGGGAUAGGGCCCUCGAACACGUGUAAGGGAGACACGGUUCCAGUCAUCUUGGGAGGAGGAGUUCCUUAUAUAAUUCGGGCCUCUGGCAAGUAUUGGAAUCUUGUUGGCGAGUCAUACGUUGAUGGGCUCAUGGAAGGAGAGGCAAUUGAAAGCUAUGCAAAGGGGAUGAUUCAGGAAGAAGUAUUAAGGUUCAUAUAG
Molecule: messenger RNA, 531 nt
Organism: Fusarium redolens
Lineage: Eukaryota; Fungi; Ascomycota; Sordariomycetes; Hypocreales; Nectriaceae
Exons: 1
Coding region: 1-531 (176 amino acids)
Source: RefSeq, a predicted model, not a curated record